AUGAGACAAUGGAUUGAUUUGAGACAAGCUUCUAAUCUAAUGACUGCUUUCCGAGAUGCAGAUAAUAUUGGUGUCGCCCUUGUUUUUAAUAUCAUCAGUAAUAAGAAAAAACUAGGUCUGAUUGUUCCCAAUUGUCGUGGUAUAAACCCAGACAGACAGCUUGUUACCCACUUGAAUAGUCCUCGAGGCGACUCGGUACUCUUGUCCAGCAAGAUCAGUGCCUUUGACCCUCCGGAUGCUGCUUUUCCGGUGCUUCCUCGCUCCGCUCGCGUUGACCCCAGCCUCUACAGUGCACGCUUAUUCAAGCCUUAUGGUGUGUUUUCUUUACCAGCCACUGGUGCUGCAACCACCAUCUAUGCUGUUGAGGCAGAUGGUGACCCAAAUACUGGGUUUGAAAAGUCAAAGGAGCUAGGAGAAGUACAGUAUCUUAUUAAAUGGAAAGGUUGGUCACACAUCCAUAAUACUUGGGAAACUGAAGAAACACUAAAGCAACAAAAUGUUAAAGGAAUGAAGAAACUGGACAUCUAUAAGAAAAAGGAUCUGGAAACAAAACGCUGGCUGAAAAAUGCUUCUCCAGAAGACGUGGAAUAUUAUAACUGCCAGCAGGAACUUACAGAUGAUCUACAUAAACAGUAUCAAAUAGUGGAAAGGAUAAUUGCUCAUUCAAAUCAGAAAUCAGAAGCUGGUUAUCCAGAUUACUAUUGCAAAUGGCAGGGUCUGCCUUACUCAGAAUGUAGCUGGGAAGAUGGUGCUCUCAUUGCCAAAAAAUUUCAGAUGUGUAUUGAUGAGUAUUUUAGCAGAAAUCUAUCCAAGACUACUCCAUUUAAGGACUUCAAGAUUCUAAAACAGAGGCCAAGGUUUGCUGCACUAAAGAAGCAACCAUCUUAUAUUGGAGGACAUGAGAGUUUAGAGUUAAGAGAUUAUCAGUUAAAUGGACUAAACUGGCUUGCUCAUUCAUGGUGCAAAGGGAAUAGUUGUAUUCUUGCAGAUGAAAUGGGUCUGGGUAAAACAGUACAAACAAUUUCUUUUCUGAACUACCUGUUUCACGAACACCAACUGUAUGGGCCUUUCUUGCUAGUCGUGCCACUUUCUACCUUGACAUCUUGGCAAAGAGAGAUUCAAACUUGGGCUCCUCAGAUGAAUGCUGUUGUUUACUUAGGAGAUAUAAUUAGCAGAAAUAUGAUAAGAACUCAUGAAUGGAUGCAUCCACAGACAAAACGAUUAAAAUUUAAUAUACUUCUAACAACUUAUGAAAUUUUGCUGAAGGAUAAGUCAUUCCUUGGUGGUCUGAAUUGGGUAUUUAUAGGAGUUGACGAAGCUCAUCGUUUAAAAAAUGAUGAUUCCCUUCUGUAUAAGACUUUAAUAGACUUUAAGUCUAAUCAUCGUCUUCUUAUUACUGGAACCCCUCUACAAAACUCCCUCAGAGAGCUUUGGUCUUUGCUGCACUUCAUCAUGCCAGAAAAGUUUUCUUCCUGGGAAGAUUUUGAAGAGGAGCAUGGCAAAGGGAGAGAGUUUGGUUAUGCAAGUCUUCACAGAGAACUUGAACCAUUUCUACUCAGAAGAGUUAAAAAAGAUGUAGAAAAAUCUUUACCUGCCAAGGUUGAACAGAUUUUGAGGGUGGAAAUGAGUGCAUUACAGAAGCAAUAUUACAAGUGGAUUUUAACCAGGAAUUAUAAAGCCCUGAGUAAAGGUUCAAAAGGCAGUACCUCAGGAUUUUUGAACAUCAUGAUGGAACUCAAGAAGUGUUGUAACCAUUGCUACCUCAUUAAAACACCUGAUGAUAAUGAAUUCUGUAAUAAACAGGAGGCCUUACAGGUAAUACCUUUAAAAAAAACUUUUAAUAUGCAUGCAGUAAUAUUAUAAUUGAUGCAGUUUAUAACAACAUAAAUGUUUCUAAAG
Neopsephotus bourkii (Bourke's parrot) is the source of this 1899-nucleotide messenger RNA. Its product is annotated as chromodomain-helicase-DNA-binding protein 1-like. NCBI's taxonomy places the organism in Eukaryota, Metazoa, Chordata, Aves, Psittaciformes, Psittacidae. Gene Ontology annotation, molecular function: ATP hydrolysis activity; histone binding; DNA binding. Gene Ontology annotation, biological process: regulation of transcription by RNA polymerase II; nucleosome organization. The transcript has 13 exons. Gene Ontology annotation, cellular component: nucleus; chromatin. Bases 1 to 1863 code for a protein of 620 amino acids. The record is from RefSeq and is a predicted model, not a curated record.